AUGGCGCGCCGCGCCCAGAGCGUCGGGGGGGUGGACGAGGUGCCGAUGGCGAUCGACGGCGGCACGAAAGGAUUGGCGCAGAGUAUGCACCACCCCAACGCCGGCCAGGGAGCGUUCACAACGACACAGCAUGCUGAUCCCCACCCUCCUACGGACCGAGACCAGCUCGAGGAACACGUGCGAGAAGCCUACCGAAAUAUCGCCAGCCUGGUGCAGCGGGAGACCUUCCAAGGCGUCUGGGAGGCCAUCCAAAAGCUUUUACGUGCCGACCGCGUGGCGCACGCACCACGUGGCCAAACCUCGGAUAAAUUCACCACCACGAAAGCAGAACUCUCGGCAACAGUCAAGGAAGCGGUAGAAGCAGCAAUGGGAGGCAAGACUAUGAAGAAGACUUGGGCGGAGAUUGCAGCCGGCGCGCACACUACUCGCCAACACCAGGUACCCGCGGAGAAACCGGUCCCUGCUCGCUUCGACAGGGAAGUGGUGGUCCGCGGCAGCGGCAUUACUCAAGAGCUAAAACAACGCCGCCCCCCGGAAAUAAGGGAUUUUCCGAUGAUCUGCCGGAUCUGGCGAUUUGCCGGAUUGUGGCGACUUCGCACGCUCAACAUCAAUCGACGAUAG
Messenger RNA from Hirsutella rhossiliensis, 621 nucleotides. RefSeq lists its product as uncharacterized. NCBI's taxonomy places the organism in Eukaryota, Fungi, Ascomycota, Sordariomycetes, Hypocreales, Ophiocordycipitaceae. The transcript has a single exon. The coding region runs from base 1 to 621 and encodes 206 amino acids. The record is from RefSeq and is a predicted model, not a curated record.